Brassica oleracea var. oleracea is the source of this 1338-nucleotide messenger RNA. RefSeq names its product sinapine esterase-like. NCBI's taxonomy places the organism in Eukaryota, Viridiplantae, Streptophyta, Magnoliopsida, Brassicales, Brassicaceae. The transcript is spliced from 5 exons. The record is from RefSeq and is a predicted model, not a curated record. Gene Ontology annotation, molecular function: hydrolase activity, acting on ester bonds. Bases 70 to 1191 code for a protein of 373 amino acids.
GUCUUUGCAUUAUUUGUGGUCGAAAAAAGACUAUAGAGAUCGAGUAAAAGAGACGACUCGUAUCUUCACAUGGCUUCUUCACUGAAGAAGCUCAUCUCAAGCUUUCUACUUAUCUUUUCCUCCACCAUCACUGUUGACUCAACAGAACCGUCGUGUCGAAGUUAUAAAUCGAUCAUCAGCUUCGGUGAUUCCGGCGCCGACACUGGAAAUUAUCUCCACCUCUUCGACGUCAAUCAUCCUCCUCAAGCCGCCUUUCCUCCUUAUGGAGAAACCUUCUUCCAUGCUCCCACCGGCCGUAACUCCGAUGGCCGCCUCAUCAUCGAUUUCAUCGCUGAGUUCUUGAGACUACCAUAUGUACCACCUUAUUUUGGUUCUCAAAACGUGAGCUUCAAGCAAGGGAUCAAUUUCGCUGUGUAUGGAGCAACAGCUUUGGAUCGUACGUUUCUUAUGGAAAAGGGAAUUGAAUCAGAUUUUACCAAUGUUAGUUUAAGUGUUCAACUUAACAUCUUCAAAAAAAAUUUACCUAGCCUUUGCGCCUCCUCGUCUCCUCAUGAUUGUAAAGAGAUGCUUGGAGACUCGCUGAUUUUAAUGGGAGAUAUUGGAGCGAAUGACUACGUUUACAUGUUUUUCCAAGGCAAAAGUAUCAAUGAAGUUGAAGAGCUAGUUCCUCUAGUCAUCAAAGCUAUCUCUUCGGCGAUUGUGGAUUUGAUCAAUUUGGGAGGCAAAACAUUUUUGGUGCCCGGAAGCUUUCCAUAUGGAUGUUUCCCCGCGUAUCUUACUCUAUUUCAGACCGCAAAAGAAGAAGAAUACGAUCCUUUUACAGGUUGCCUCUCAUGGCUCAAUGCGUUCGGAAAGAACCAUGAUGAACAGCUCAAGACAGAACUCAGACGACUCCGGAAACUCUACCCUCAUGUCAACAUCAUUUAUGCUGACUACUACAACUCUAUGUACCGGUUUUUCCAAGAACCUGCCAAAUACGGGUUUAAGGAGAGACCUUUGGGUGCUUGUUGUGGAGUAGGAGGUCAGUACAACUUCACUAUUGGUGAAGAGUGUGGAUACCAAGGAGUUGGGUAUUGUAAAAAUCCAUCUGAGUAUGUUAAUUGGGAUGGUUAUCAUUUAACCGAAGCAACGCACCAGAAAAUGGUUCAUGGCUUACUCAAGGGUCCCUAUGCAACUCCUGCUUUCGAUUGAUCCUGCCUUGGCUCUGCAUCUGUGGAUACAGAAUCUUCUACUAGUUGAAAGACAAAGUCGUUUUUCAUCAGUUAAAAUUAUUUUAGUGGUUCAAAUUUUUAUGGAAAUCCACUAAAUAUUAGUAGUACCUAUUAAAAUCAUCAACUA